AUGGACGAUAUUCCACAUCCUUUUUAUGUUCACCUAAAUUUUGCAAUAACUUCGAUUAGAAACAUUCACUGGUUCGCGCCAGUUGUUGUUGUAUUGAUUGAAUCAAUUUAUGUGUUUUACAUUGCUCCAUCAAAUGGAGUUACAGAAACCCCAUUUGGAGUGUUUUUGGUCAGUUUUGGUGUUACUCUAACUCUCUUGUUUUUGGUGGUGUACCUCCUCAUCAUGACAAGGAAACCACAUCACCACGAGCCACACGCAACGGAAGAAGAGAAAAAGGAGGCAUAUGACGUGGCGAUCGAAGCAGAAGCAAACAACUGGAAUUGUUAUGAUGUGGACAAACGUGUGAGGUAUUGUGCGGUAUGCAAACAUUACAUGACGAGGCGGACGUAUCAUUGUAAAGAGUGUGGUGUAUGUACCGAAUUCAAAGAUCAUCAUUGUGAUUACUUUGGGUUUUGUAUUGGGAAGCACAACCUUGCGUUAUUUUAUGCGUUUUUUCUUACAUUAACAGCACUGUGUAUCUAUGGUUUUGUCUGUUUUGGUCAUCUUUUGUCUCGUUUUGAAUACACUGGAUUUUCACCACUUUUUGCAUUGAAAAUUCUCGGCCUCAUUUAUAUACUUUCUGCUCUUGGAAUGGGUAUUUUCCUUUCUUACUACUUUAUGAAGAAAGCCUUUACAAUAUUGGCGAAAGGGUGUACACAAUUUGAAUAUAUGUUAGAGGGGAGAGUUUCUGUGAAAUUAGUGAAAUUGUUCUCUUUUCAUCAUCUUACUUGGUGGGAAAUUAUCAACAUUUUCUUUUUCGAAUUUACAGACUUGGAUGAACAAGCUAAUGGAUAA
Molecule: messenger RNA, 834 nt
Organism: Entamoeba invadens IP1
Lineage: Eukaryota; Evosea; Mastigamoebida; Endamoebidae
Product: palmitoyltransferase ERF2, putative
Exons: 3
Coding region: 1-834 (277 amino acids)
Biological process (GO): protein targeting to membrane; peptidyl-L-cysteine S-palmitoylation
Cellular component (GO): endoplasmic reticulum; Golgi apparatus
Molecular function (GO): protein-cysteine S-palmitoyltransferase activity
Source: RefSeq, a predicted model, not a curated record